AUGACUUCAAGUAAGUCAAACCACGCCAGCAUCGGCUGUGCUCCUACUGUUACUACUCCUCCUCCUUCUCCUCCUCCCUCUUCCACUACCACUGCUACCCCUGGAGCGACGAUCGACAGUCAAGGCCUCGAUGCGCACAGGCAAGACAACGACGAAAUCAACAAGCCCCAAACCCAACUCGUAGUCGGCGUGCGGGAACCUGCAUUCCGGCCUACCGGUGCUAAGUCGGCGCUUGACAGAAUCGAGGCUACCGCUGCUGGCAGUGCUGGUCCAAUGGCCAGCUCUGAGCCUGCGCUCAUGCCUCCGUCGACUAGCAAUGGCGGCCUCGGGAAGAAGCCGUCCAGGCUCAACCGCCUGUCGUCAUUCUUCCUCCCAUCACUAACAACCACUUCCUCUUCAGAACCGCCAACGGUACCGGCUGUCCACCGAAAGCCAAUACCUACCGAUUCGCCCAUCAAAGAGAAGCACUCGAGUUCCUCUGACUGGGAGUCCAUAGUGCGCAACCGCUUGGACCCAGCCAAUUCCGACUCGUCAACUCUGAGCGGAUCGCUCUCUGUAGACGGGAAGAAAUCAACCAGCACAAAGUCCUCUCAAGAAUCUGCGCCGGUCAAGAUGGGCAAGCUACAAAAGAGCUCGCAGGCCCCUCCAGCGCCCACCAAAGCGCCGCCGCUGCCGCCUCGAACCGCCGACGGGCUUAUUACGCCUACAGACAACUCAUUCCAGUUCUCGGAGUCGAAGGUGUCGCCCAAGCUAACAAAGCAACCGCCGCCCCUGCAGAGACCACGAAGCAGCUCACAUGGCGGUCCAGCUUCCCCUCCCCGCCAGGACGGGCUGGCGUCUGCGGGGCUUGCACCGUCUCCCAUCGAGCCAAGAGGCAGGAGUUCCUCGGCACAGCCGCCUAGUAACAGGCUCGAGCCGGCAGCCGGAAACCGUAUCAUUUCGGCGUCAGCAGCGCUCGAAUCGCGGCCUGCCUCCAGCCACGCAAGCAGUCAAAGCCCCACGCGGGAGAAUGAGAAACGGGGUAGGCUACGACGCUCUUGGUUCCCAGGCAGCAGGUCGAGAUCAAAUUCUCAGGAUAUGCGGGGUGUAAAGGGCUCAGGAGCGUGGACACUCGGGCCCAACAAGGCUGACUACAACACUUCUUUCCUCGAGAAGGGCGAGCGCGUCCCCGAGCUGUGGAAUGAGAGUGGCAGCGUGCUGGUAUACCUACACCCAAAGGGCAGCGGGAAGGGUCCCUCUUUCAAAGUGAUGCCAUUCGUUACGGACUACUCGCUUGUCUUCCAAGAUCUGAUCGAGGCUGAACUCAAUUCGCCAACGAGCUCGGGCAGAUCCCGGACUCGCAGUUUCACAGGCCGUGACAGCUUGGCUGCCGCUGACGCAGAUCGUCCGCCGCCAUCCCCCGAGUCACCUCCCCUAGCCGUCGAUGAGAAUUCGGGAGAUUCCAGGCUGUAUUUGCCAACUUCCCUGGAUGGCUCGGAGCCGACUGGCAAGAAAGCAUUACCCGACGUAGAGCGCUUAGUAUCAAUUCGGAAUAUGUUUGCGUUGCUGACUGGGCAGCCCUUGGUUGGAACCAAGUCGCAGCCCACUAUCUUUGCGGCUGUUAUGAAGGUGUCUGGUCUGUUAUCAGAGUUUGAGUUCACAGACGUCGAAGGCUCGACCUUUGGGGACGCAGUCAACAUGAGUUUUGGCUUCUUCAUGGACCAGAUGGCCGUCGCAGAUGUCAGAUACUCCAGAGAGAAGACGCUGGAGGCUCUGUUGCUUGGUGAGCGAAUGCGAUCGUGGGACCUGUACAACGAAGCUUUCGCACACGCAGCUGGCAAAUACUCAGCAUUACGCGAAUUGAAGUCGCCCCUGUGGGACGAUGUAUCUACACACACGCGCGAGAGACUAGAACGCGGUCAUCUGGAACUCCUGGAUCGCCAGAACAACGUCAACAACCGACUCGAGAACUUUGAGUUCCCAGCAUUGUUCUCGGGAACGGCCAAUUCGGUUUCCAUGUACAAGGACGUCAAGUUUGGCCGAUGGAAGUCGUCUUUCGGCCGCAUGAGAUCUUUCGUCCUCGGGUACUACAAGAGCAACUUUGGCAGUUGGCCGCCAAAAGCCCGCAGCAAGAAAAACCCGUUCACGGAAAGCGGACUGAACCGACAAGUUCUGAAGUUUCUGUAUUCCGAUCUCUGCGCCCUCUACGAUCUGCUUGUCGAUCGGCGUUCUGUGACCACUCGCUCAGUGUUCGAAGACAACGCGGACGAAGAUGAGGGGGCCGUCACGGCGUUGCGCAGGAUUCUGACCGAGUUCGACCAGUCUUCACCCCCAGUAUUACCGCCCAUCCCCUACGAUAUUCCUAUGUUGCCCUCCUUCAAAUCAGUCAAGGAGAACUACUAUGACUUGCCGAUGAAGGAGCAAAGGAAGCUCGACAGCAAUUACCAGGAGCACGAGUUUCUGCUCAUCCUGAACAAAUCUUACGACUUUGAAACCCUCAAGCUAAAGCUUCCGUUCGUCGAGGCUUUCCAAGAAUUCGAGUUGAAGGAAGCCAAGGGAAAACCUAUCAGUGAGAUAGCUGACCAGAGGCUCGGCUACUGGUUAUUCCUCUACGUCGUUAUUCAGUCACUCCCUAUGCUGGUGGUCGACGCCCCUGGUCUUCAGUUCACUGAGGGUGUUGAGUAUUUCCUCUGCCAGGCGCCCAAGGGCCAACCCCCGUGGGUGCCCGAAGCAACUGAGGUCCGCAAGAGAUGGUACCAGGUUGCAGGUGGCAAUGGCUACGUGGAACUCAGUGAAGACACUGUUGAGUUCUCCAUCGAGGGCAUCUAUCACAGGAGUCACUGCUGGGUUGCAGCCAAACAAUGGGAGGCUGGCCUAGGGGGCCCAAUAUCAGAGCCUCAGGACCUCUUACCUCCAUUACAGGCACCGCAGUCGGUGUUCACCGACAUGGAUCCGGGUGUGUCUCUGAGUCCCAAGCUGAUGCCAGACCGUAGUGAGUCACCGCAAGGAUCCGCACCCGGCAUGGCCUUGAGACCAAGGGGAGGCUCUCCAGCAGGCAACAGGCAGAGUUACCGUUCAAGCGUUGCCAUGGGCCUUGAACCUGUCAACAUGCCCGGCGACGUACCAGACCGGCGUGGCUCUCGAGUCUUCAGCGCAAGAAGCGGAUCCCUCGGCCCUCGGCCCUCGAGUGCCAUGAUGGGCAGGAGGAGAUCAUCUGGCAACAUGAUCGGCAUGAGCUCGCCCGUUCACGCAAAUCCAGAGUCGAGGGCAAGCUCCCGACAAGACUCGCCCGGCGGAAGCACCUUUGACGACAUCCUCAAAGACAUGGACAACAAGCCAAAGAAGAAGAAGAAUUUCUUUGGAUAA
Molecule: messenger RNA, 3345 nt
Organism: Neoarthrinium moseri
Lineage: Eukaryota; Fungi; Ascomycota; Sordariomycetes; Amphisphaeriales; Apiosporaceae
Exons: 2
Coding region: 1-3345 (1114 amino acids)
Source: RefSeq, a predicted model, not a curated record